ACGACACUUCGUCUACACCAUGAAACUCUCUGCCUUCAACCUCAAGUCUAAAGGUGGGGACACCAUCAAUGCUUCCUGCUCGUACUCCUCGCCUCGCAAGCGGUUUGGAGUCUGUGUCACCUCGCUCGUUCAGAAAACCAAGCGCGCAUUCAGGUUCAGAAAGGACGAAGGGAAACCACCCCUAACCCCAAGUAUUGAGUGGGUAAUCCAAGGAGGAGAAGCGGGACGUGGCGCAACCGCCCUUGAGCCCGUCAUGGACGUAGCAUCCCCUCAGCCUACCGCCUGUAAGCGUUCCCAAGACCUCUCUCCGCAAGAACUUUUCCCAAGUGUUCAACUCGACGCCGAUCCCGAGUCGUUCCCUACAUUCUUGUCCUCGGCACGCACCAAACGACCAAUUCAACGCGCAAAGCUCGCAUCCAAGCUCUUCGAGUUCGGCGAAGACGAUACCUGCGACGCUGCUCUCCUCUUCGCGCUCAGCUCCGUCGCCUCCGUUUCCGACCUUCUCAGGCGCCAUCGCGAUCCCUCGCUUGCUCCUCAUUCCAAUUCGCAGAUGCAUGUUCAGGCUCAGGCAACAUCUAUCCAUCCGCCAGACGUCUUCGAGUAUACCCACGAAGCCGACAUCGCUUUCGUGGUCGACUCUACAACGGGAUUUGAGGGAUCGUGUCAAACCUUGUAUUCGCAUUCGGAUUCAUGCUUUUUCCAUUCACCGUCGACGCCGAGACAGGCAUCACGUUCCCCUCGCAGACAUAUCAGAAGAAAGGUCCCCGUCGUCCGGUUUUGCGACUGGUUUCUCCCCCGUCCGGCCAUCAUGCUGAGGGACAUCUCUGCUACCAGCAACAAUCACAGCGAUACCUCUUUCUCUUUCCCAACGACUGUUUCAAAACCCUCCCCUAGUGGGGGCGUCUCAACUAUGAUAUCUUCGCUUCUGGCUCGUCUCUCUCGACAGCACAACCCGUACGCAGGGCCAUCCAAACAGCAUCCCGAGACUGGUUUCUCGGAAGCUUCUUCUACUAUAGGCUUAGGUGCCAAAUUUUCUUGUCCGUGAAUAGGAUCUCGCAAAUUUUCAAGUUUCUUCUUUCAUUAGCUUCGAUUAUGCCUGGCUUCGACAGCGACGAUUUCUUCUUAGCUCGCGCAUUAAGCAGUCUACUCUACUUCUUGUAUCCUCAACCUUGCGUUAAUGUAUACUCAUG
Messenger RNA from Coniophora puteana RWD-64-598 SS2, 1190 nucleotides. RefSeq lists its product as uncharacterized. The transcript has 2 exons. The record is from RefSeq and is a predicted model, not a curated record. Lineage: Eukaryota; Fungi; Basidiomycota; Agaricomycetes; Boletales; Coniophoraceae. The coding region runs from base 20 to 1045 and encodes 341 amino acids.